AUCAGCCACUACUAUCAAUAAAGACAAGUAUCAUGUCCCAAAACACCAAAACAUACAAAGAUGCGUUUGCCCUCUUCGACAAAAAGGGCACUGGAAAGAUCCCAGUUGAACACUUGGGUGACUUAUUAAGAGCCGUGGGCCAGAAUCCCACCUUGGCAGAGAUCUCCGACUUGCAAAGCGGUAUCGGCGGCGGUGAGUUUGAUUUUGAAACGUACAAAAAAAUCAUUGAAAGACCUGAUGGAUUCAAGCCAUUGGGAUUACCAGAAGACUACAUAAAGGGAUUCCAAGUUUUCGAUAAGGACCACACCGGCUACAUUGGUGUGGGUGAGUUGAGAUACAUAUUGACGUCCAUUGGCGAAAAGUUGUCGGAUAGUGAAGUUGACGAGUUGUUGAAAGGUGUCAAUGUGACGUCUGACGGGAAUGUUGACUACGUGGAAUUUGUCAAAUCGAUCUUGGACCAAUAGAUAAUUGGUCCCCGACGCCACAGUACAGUGGUGAAUAUACAAUUGUUACCAGAGCAUAGCUGUAGUUUCCGCGAGGAUUGUAGACGUGGGUGGUGGGGGAAUGGUAAUGAUAUUAUCAGCAGCUGGUGAAACCUCCAU
This is a messenger RNA of Yamadazyma tenuis ATCC 10573, 602 nucleotides long. RefSeq names its product Mlc1p (gene MLC1). Gene Ontology annotation, molecular function: calcium ion binding. The record is from RefSeq and is a predicted model, not a curated record. Gene Ontology annotation, cellular component: myosin II complex. NCBI's taxonomy places the organism in Eukaryota, Fungi, Ascomycota, Pichiomycetes, Serinales, Debaryomycetaceae. Gene Ontology annotation, biological process: mitotic actomyosin contractile ring assembly.